AUGUUCCACCAUGGCGAGCGGAAGGGCUUGGAGAAUCAGCUUGGUUCCAACCACUGCUUUCUGAAUGUCGUCAUCCAAGCUCUUUGGAAUUUACAGGCGUUUCGGCAGCGCUUACUGUCCGAACCACAUUGGCACAGCACUCCGCAGAGCUGCUGCUAUUGCGAACUGAAGUCGCUCUUUCAGGACUACGCCCAGUCGCCCUCACAGUCCUUGCCGCCGGACGGCGUGCGACGCGCGCUGAGCAGUGUCUAUGCAGAGGCAGCCGCCGGCGGACGUUUUAAGAUUGGACGAAUGGAGGAUGCCAGCGAAACACUGGAAGCGAUCCUGGGCAUCUUACACGCCUCCCACAUGACGGAGAGUUUCGCAGCUCCUGCCAUACCUUUGAGCCUGGUCCAUGUGGAGCAUGCCAGCGCCUUCGGUUGCCAUCCGCUCUGCUUUGCCCAUGAUGUCUUCGGCAUCGAAUAUGUUGACGUCGCGCAGUGCAGCUUUUGUGGUGCGACGGGAGAGCCUUCGGUGGAAAGCUCCUUUCUGUACCGCGUCUAUGCCUCGGAGCUCCUGUCGCGGGCGCGGAGAGGAUCCGGUUUCAGCUGGACGGUUUCAGCUGGCGAGACGGAUCCCUUGGGUGCCCUUCACGAGAUCGUGGGCCGUGUGACCAGCACCUGGACGAGCUGGCGCGGUCCGCCUGCCACCUUGCCGGAACUCCUGCAUGAGCUUAACGAGGAGCCCACGCACCGUGGGCAGUGUACAGAUUGCCAGAACUCUGUGACCAGCUCUGUGCGUUGGCUGACGAGGAGGCCUCGGAUCUUUACGGUGUCGCUGGUGUGGCCCAGCGUGGCGCCCGCGGGCGAGGACAUUUGGGCGAUCCUCGCGAUGCUCAGACCACAUUUGAAGAUGGAAGAGAUCUUCCAAGUCCCAGGCAAUGACCUGGAGAUGUUUUACAGCUUUCAUGGAAUGAUUUGCUACAAGAACAACCAGCACUAUGUGGCAUUGUUUUGGUGCCAUGCAAAAGAGCGCUGGAUCUUUUUUGACGAUCGCAAAGUCGAAGAGAAAGAGGGCUGGACAUCCGUGGCCAACUUCUUGUGGACCGGCGGAUAUCUUCCGACCCUCCUCUUCUACGAGCGCAGCGAUCGCUCUGACGUGGUCUGCGCUGAGCUGUCCAAAGAGCUUGGAGUGGCGAAUGUGGGCGACUCGCGCGCCGUGUCGAUCGACGGCUCGGCAGGCACCCAGCGCUUGUCGAUGGACCAUCGUCCCUCCGAUCCGGCAGAAGCCCGGCGCGUACGGGAGGAAGGUGGUUUCGUGACCAUGGGACGGGUCGCAGGCGAGUUGGCCAUCAGCCGUGCCUUGGGCGAUUUGCUGCUGAAGAGCUCAGGCCUCAGCUGCCGCCCUUCGGUGCGCGCACACGACGCCAAGCGCGACCUCGCGUUGGUUGUGGCCAGCGACGGACUGUGGGACUUUGUGGAGGAGAAGGCGCGGCCGCACCGCACGCGACAGCAGGUGUGA
Molecule: messenger RNA, 1500 nt
Organism: Durusdinium trenchii
Lineage: Eukaryota; Dinophyceae; Suessiales; Symbiodiniaceae
Source: the annotation of a GenBank genome assembly